AUGGAUAAGCACUCAAAUUUUUAAGAAAGCCAAGAGCUAAGAAAACCUUUAAAUAUCAAUGCUGUAACUGUAGAGCAGUAUAAGAACUGUUUUAUUAUAAAAGCAGAUCCAUUAAUAACAGGCAUUGAUUCUAGCUUAUAAAUUGAUAUAGAUACAGGAAGAAUUUAAGAAAUAAAAAAAGAUUAAAAAUUGCCAUAAAUGGGAGAAGCGCCAAAAGAAAAGAAGGGUUGUGCUUUUUUAGGACUUUUACAUAUUAAAUUCCAUCCAUUUUUAGUUUUUGCUGGAGAAGUUAAACCAAUUUGCACAAUUGAAAACAAUUAGGUUUAUGAAAUUCACUCUAUUUUCUUCAAAGCAUUUCAUAGAUUAGAUUACAAUGAAACAAGCACAGGUAGAAAAGUGCUUAAUUUACAAAAUCAUUUAAAAAAGCUUUUCUCUAGUGGUUUCUAUUUUUCUUAUUAGUUUGAUUUAACUCUUUCUAAGUAGAAAAAAUCCAAAGGAAAUUCUAAAGAAUCUUCUUUUGCUUGGAAUACUCAUUUAAUGAAGGAUUUAUUUUAAUAAAAUAUUAGCUAAUCAUGGUAGCUUUCAUUAAUUUAUGGCUAUGUUGGAUAUUUUUAUACAGUAGUUAACAAAAAGAGAUUAGAUUAUUAUCUGAUAAGUAGAAAAUCUCGCCAUCAAGCAGGAACAAGUGUAAAUGUUAGAGGAUUAGAUGAUGAAGGAAAUGCUGCUAAUUUUGUUGAAACAGAAGUAAUUAUAUACUAUAAUAAAUUCUGCUGCUCUUCAGUAUAUGUUAGAGGCAGUGUUCCUGUUUUUUGGUCCUAGGAGAGCUCAGUAAGACUGAGCUAAUAUGAUGAUAUAACUCACAAUGCAUUCAUAAAACAUUUUGAUUUGCUAAGAGAAUAGUAUGGUAAAGUUAUGUGUUUAAAUUUGAUGAGUAAAAGUAAAACAAAUGAACAAAUUCUUACUGAAGCUUUUGAGAACCAUUUUGAAAAGGCGAAUUUUAAGAAUCAAAAGUAUUAAUAUUUUGAUUAUAAUGGCACUAUUAAAAAUAAUAAAAAUGAUUUAUUUAAUGAUCUACUAAACAAAAAUCUUAAUGCUGUGAUUUAAAACUUUUAGUUUUAUGCAGAAGAUGGAAAAAAUUGGGAAAUAAUUCAAGACCAAAUAGGUGUUUUUCGUAUAAAUUGCUUUGAUUGUUUGAAUAGGUCAAACUAGGCCAUGUUAAAAAUUUCUUUAAAAAUACUUUAACAACAAAUGAAAUGCUUAAAUAUUUCAAUUCCUAAUUUUAAUACUAAAUCUGACUCUGAUGUGCUUACUAAUUUCGAUACAUAGGUUUUAAAUAUGAGCAAUAAUAAGCAGAAAGUGAAUUAAUUUAUAUAUAAUUUAUAAGAAUUGUGGGAUUAGAAUGCUAAUUCGCUUAGUAGAGCGUAUAUUGGAACAGAUGCCAAUACAUCAAAUCAAAAAUAAGGAUUUUUUGCUUUAGUUGAACAAGGUGUAAAAGGCAUCAAUAAGCUCUAUCAAUAAAAUUUUGAAGACUCUGCUAAAUAAGGAAGUAUAGAUCUUAUUUUAGGAUAAACAAUCUUCUAAGAUUUAUUUAAUGAGAAAAUCUUGAAGGUUCUAAAGAAAAGAGAAUAGGAUUUUACUACAUUAAGCAAUUUAAAUGUAUUCUGUAUGACAUGGAAUAUGAAUGGUAAUGAACCAGAUGCUGAAAUGAAUUUUGCAUAAAACAUAUUUAAUUUUGAGAAGUAACCAAACCCUGAUAUUGUUGUUAUUGGUCUUCAAGAAAUGGUCAAGCUAAAUGUGCAAAAUGUAAUGAUGACAAAUAAUGAAAGAAUUAUUUAAACUUGGCUAGAUUAUCUGAAUAAGUAACUAAAUAGCAUAAGCAGCGAAGAUAAAUAUAAAAUGUUAAAGUGGAAAGAUCUUGUAGGUAUUUUUAUGGUGUUAUUCGUUAAGGAACCUUUAGUCAAACGUAUCAAAAGACUAGAAUCUGAAGAGGUAAAAACAGGUUUAGGAGGAAAACUAGGUAACAAAGGUUGUGUUAUCAUAAAAUUUACUGUUGAUGAUUCCAACAUUUGUCUUAUUAAUUCUCAUCUUGAAAGUGGUUUAAAAAACAGUAUGGAUCGUAUUAAAAAUAUUUAAGAAAUUCAUUAGAAGCUACUGUCAUCAGAUUAAAAAAGAAAAGACGGAAAAAAUGAUUUUGACUAUAGAAUAUUUAUGGGUGACAUGAAUUUUCGUGUUUAACUUCCAAAUUCCGAAACUCGUAUUCAGCUUGAUAGGUAUGAAAAUUCUAAAAAGCAUUCUAAAUAAGAUGCACAAACAAUUUUAAGAGAGCUAUUGAAGCAAGAUUAAUUAAAUAUUUUGAGAGAUAAAUCUGAAAAGCACGAUUACUUAUCUAAAUAUCAAGAACACUAAAUAAAUUUCCCUCCCACAUAUAAAUUUGAUGUUGGGACAAGGAGGUACGACACUUCUAAAAAAAAUAGAACUCCUUCUUGGUGUGAUAGAAUUUUAAUUUGGCAUAAUGAAAACCUUUUAAUCAAGCAAUAUUUCUACAAUAGCAAAGAAUUACUACACUCAGAUCAUAGACCAGUAGUUACUUAUUAUAAUCUAGAGAUCAAAAAAAUUGACUAAGAAAAGAGGGCAUAAAUCAUAAAAACUGUUUAUAACUAGUCAGAAGAUGAUAUUGAAGAAAUAGAAAAAAUAAUGGAUGUAUAUAAUUUAACAACAGGUGUUAAUACAUAAACUCUAGGAUCUAAAAAGUUGAUACCCGUAGAAGAAUAUAAUACUAUGGCUAAAGCAAAUGGAAAUUAAGAAGAUAAUGAUAAAAUGUUUUAGUUUUACCAAACUUCAGCUAACUUUUAGCACAAUUUUAACUAACAAUAACAACAAUAAUUCGGUUAAUUUAGUGUUAGUUAAAACUAAAAUGCAAAAGAAAUAUAAAAUAAUGCUUAAAACACAAACUAGUUUUAAUAUUCUGAUCUUCAUAAUAAUAAAGGUAUUUAAACAAUAAAGAAUGAUCUUAUUUUCUUUGAACCAGAUCAAAGCUCAUAAAUAAUUAAUAGCUAGAAUAUACAAAAUAUUGAAUUUAGUGCAGAUUUUAACAACGAAAAAUAUGUUAAUAAUUAAUAUUAAUAAUAGUAGUAAUAAUAAUAAUAUAAUAAUUAGUAAUAUAAUAAUCAGCAAUAUUAAAAGCCAUAAACUUAGAUAAAAAACCUUUUAGAUUGA
Molecule: messenger RNA, 3216 nt
Organism: Tetrahymena thermophila SB210
Lineage: Eukaryota; Ciliophora; Oligohymenophorea; Hymenostomatida; Tetrahymenidae
Product: endonuclease/exonuclease/phosphatase family protein
Exons: 11
Biological process (GO): phosphatidylinositol dephosphorylation
Molecular function (GO): phosphatase activity
Source: RefSeq, a predicted model, not a curated record